CGCCAGCUCUCACCUUCCAAUUUUCUCCAGUCGCAUCCUGUCUGUCAGCCUCAGCGCUGCCGUUAGCUAGCUAAUGAGGGAGUAGCAAGUCAUUCUUACUGAACAAAUUCUGUUUUGAUAAUUCAUCAUUAUGUCACUUUGCUGUGCAGUUCGGUUGGGAAAAUGAAUUUGCGAUUUUCUCAUGCCUACGCUUCUCCUAGAAGACAAAUCUUCCUCUGCGAAGUCCGCUUUUUCACUUCGACCUCGGUAGCUGAUCGGGUUUAGCAAGUCAGUUCGUUUUGACAAGCGAGGGGCUCAUCUGUCCGCCGCUGCUGCUGCCCUGUGACGCGGAGGCGGGGGGCGGCGAUUUGGACAAAGCCAGUCAGAUGUUGGACGGUAAAAAUAUCCACGGAACUCCAACGUCUUUACACCGGCGUGUGAAAGUGAAUUGUCAAGCCGAUCGACUGCCGUGAAAGUGACAGGAAUAAGGAGAGGAGUGAGGUCUAUUUUUGGAGGGGCGAGAGUUUGGAUCUCGCACCGAAGGAAGGGAGAGGAGGGGGGCGUGCGGAGGAGGAAGACCCGCAGAGAAGAAGGGACGUAGGGAGAGAAAAUCCUGAUGCCCGUGAUGGCAAACGAGCCGAUCAUCCUAAACGUCUAUGAUAUGUACUGGAUCAAUGAGUUCACCAGCUCUCUGGGCAUCGGAGUCUUUCACUCAGGGAUUGAGAUCUAUGGAAGAGAGUUUGCCUAUGGCGGACACCCGUACCCAUUCUCAGGGAUCUUUGAGAUAACACCAGGUGAUGCAACUGAACUUGGCGAGACCUUUAAGUUCAAAGAAGCCAUAGUGUUGGGCAGCACUGACUUCACAGAGGAGGAUGUGGAGCGGAUCGUGGAGGAGAUGGGGAAGGAGUAUAAAGGCAAUGCCUACCACCUCAUGCACAAGAACUGCAACCACUUCUCCUCAGCACUGUCAGAGAUCUUGUGUGGCAGGGAGAUCCCUCGUUGGGUCAACCGCCUGGCCUACUUCAGCUCCUGCGUGCCAUUCCUCCAGAGCUGCUUGCCCAAAGAGUGGCUAACCCCGGCUGCCUUACAGUCCAGCGUCAGCCAGGAGCUCCACGGAGGAGGGGAGCUGGAGGAGGCUGAGGACGCCGCUGCCACGGCCUCCCUUGCAUCCAUGUCGCCCUGCUCGCCCUCAUCCUCCUCCAGUCCUUCCUCCUUGCCUCGCCAUUCCCGCCACCAGCCUCGCCGGUAGAAGCUGCAAGGUCUUCUGGGAAACUUGGGGCUGGCGUUGAGGUUACAGAGACUGUCAGGUGCCCGAACACCUGCAGCAGCUGAUUAGUCCAGCUACAGCCAAAAGUCCUGUCAGACUGUUUUCGAAAAAGGCACAGAACUGCUGCCAAAUCUCAGUCUCGAAAAAGAUCCGCAGCAGCGUAAAGGUUUGUUCCUCACAGGUGGAGGGAAGUCUUGCUGCUGACAAAGACAGGAUCAUCUCUCAGUGAACAUGGCUGAUGGAUUCCAACAUCCAAUCCAAACAAUCCAAACCUCAUGUCUCCUUCAUUAUUUUACCAACCAGCUUGCAGUUCACAGUGGAAACAAGGCCAGUUCUAUACCAUUAUAGUGAUUCAUAAUGUAAGAAAAUCUACCAGCCAGAUCCAGAUUUUGCCAGCCGUUACCAGGGUGGAAAAGCCUAAGCCUUUGACAACCUGAUUUGGCAGAUUUAAUAUGGAGCAUCCCUUUGUGUUAAGAUGUUAUUUUUUUGGUUAAAUACUCAAAUACUUUUUUUUUUUUUAAACCUCUUCAGGCUGCUAGGUUUGUUAUAAAAACACUGUGUGUCUGUGAAAUGUAGCAGUCUACUGUUAGACAACAUUAGCAUAGUAGCUAGGGUGGCUCCAUAGGCGUAGCACCACCAGGAGGUCUGGUGUGGUAAAUAUUGCACCACCCAAUUCAGAACACGGAGCACACAACCCGUGUUUUUCUGCUGCAAAGUGAGUACACCUUAAGGAGUCUUUUUUUAUUGAACAUCUAUACAGUUACAGCUUUAUACAGGAUUUUCCAGAGAAUGUAGUGGACGUUAAAGCGCUGCUGAGUGGAUCUAAACACACAGCUACAGAGUUGGGAGUCCCCAGACACCUCACGAUUCAACUAUAAAAUUAUAAUCAGCGCGUCAAAAUUCAGGCGCUGUUCUGAAAACUGCCAGCAGGAGUGGAGGCACAGCUUUUUCUCAUCUGAGACCUGUGUUUGCAAUGGUUCAUUUAUGUGUUGCAAGUACCUUACUUUGCGCUUGACAUCAUGAAAUAAUCUGUGAAGACAGAGUUGUAAUGUAUCUGAACUGAUUUGUUUUUUUCCUUCCCACCCCUGCUGAGCUAUGGUCCACAUCCAGACACUGAAUCUGUAAGUAUCUGCAACCUGAUGCUAUGAAAAGAAAUGUUAGUUUUACAUUACCACUAGCCGAGUGCUGGUAUAAAUGGAUCUGUGGCUGGUAAAUGUUUCCACUGUGCGAUGUCCUAAAUAGUUGGCUGGUAAAAUUUUGAAAGCAGCAGCUGGAAUUUUGAAUCUAAACACUUUGCCUCAAUACGCUGUCUGUGCAGGAUGAAUAGACUUAAACCACAACUACAGUCAGCCUCACUAUCCUCAAACAUCACAUAGAUGCAAAUAAACUGAUCUCACACCAGUGUCUAAAAUCAUUCAACACACCUUGGAUGGGUUCAGUUUCUGGUCUCUUUUGUUUCUGUUUCUUUGCUUCCACUUUAAUGUCACAUCUGGAUCAACAACUGUCAGCUGAUAUCUGCAGCAGCUCUUGAAAUACUACCUGCCCAUCACGGAUUAAACACACAUGAUUUGAGGAAAACCUGAGUGAAACGGGUUUUAAAAAUGCAUCAGCCCAUAAUGUAACAAUUAUGACAAAGUGAAAGUUAUUUCUUCACCAGUAGUGUAAUUAAUGUUUUUUUCUUUUUUUUUUUUUUUUGUUUUUUUCAAAAUAAUUUAUAAUUUAGGUUGCAGGGCAGGCAGUGACUUACAGGUUGGUGAUGACUUUUUGUUAGCAGAAGGUUCUGGGUUUAAAUCCCAGAAGGAAAUGUUUCACAGUAGUGACUGCCAAGGUGCCUUUGAGCAAGGUACUUAACCCACAGGAGCUCCAGUGGCCAACAGUAGAAGACUGUGGUUGUACUGGACAGCUCCCAGUUGUUAGUUUGUGAGUGUAAAGCAAAAUGUUUAACGUUUACAUUAAGGACGUGAUGUCAUAACAGUUUGUAAGAUACGUAAAUAUCUGAGGAAGACAGUCUCUUGAAGCAAAAGAAUUUGAGGAAGACUUACAUGGGAACUGAAACUGACCUGUCAUAAACCUGCUCCCCUGAUGGUUGUUUUUCUCACAUCGGUGUCCUCUUAGGGAUGAAGCACAUAUUUACAGCAUCAAAAACAGUUUUAUUUGGCAAUAUUAUACUUUCAUCUUGUGUUUUUGGGGAAAAAAAUAAGUGAAAACAUCACAUCCGGUCAAUUCGUAAUCAUCUUAAAAACCCCAGAAUAUAAUGUUACGCUUCACAACAAGAUCUUGCUUUUCCAAAACGAAGAGCACCUCAUUUGUCAACAACAACAACACGUAUGCUGCAUAAUGUGUAUUGUCCCAAAACGAGAGCCAUGGAUGUGUUAGAAAUAUCCUUCACUGUAUUUCUACGAUGUAUGGACUCUGGCCUUUUUGUCUGUUUCGUUUAUGUUUGAUAAACUCAGGACUUCAAAAGGCUUUGUAAUAUAUACUCCUUUGAACUUUUUUAUCCCACAUGUUAUGUUUGUGUUAAUUUUGCUUUUUCUAAUGCAGUAGUCACUCCAUAGACAUUUUCAAGAGUGCACUGCGGCAGUGCAGUUUUAUACUCCUCUCUUUGAUAAAAAAAAACGAAAAGAGCUUUUGUUUACAACCUGGAUUUGUAUUUGUAUGUAAGCCCGUGCUGCUCUUUGUGUUUCCUGUCUGUGCACAAAUGUGUGUGUGUGUGUGUGUGUGUGUGUGGGGCUGGGCCAAAUUUCCCUACUACGAACAGACACAGAUACUCCAUCUUAUCAAAUGUAGCAGUGUUUCCAAGGUGCAUCCUCAAGAGUUUGGAUUUCUUUGAAGCAUUUUGACCUCAAGCUUAGCUGAGGCUUUUUCAGUAACAUUAAUUUGAUGCAAUGGCAGAUAAUUUUAACUACUGGUAAACAGGUUAUUUUCAAGACUUUUCUAACAAAUAACCCAGAAACGGUGUUGAGGUGAAUCACACAAAGACAAUAGACACUUCUCAUGAAACCAGCAUAUUUAUUCAUUUUGAAUCUGUAUCAUGAUAUUACUUUUAAAUGUUUCUCUUUAUGUUUCAGUCAAGCCUGAAUGGAAAAAAAAAAGUGAACUUUAUUUUUAAUGCUCACACGUACUGCUCAUGUUGUCACUUGUCUGUGUUUCUACAGACACUGAGGUUUCCCUUAACCUUCACAGCUUAAUGUAAUUUUCUGCUGUCAGUGAUUAUUUCGAUCUGUGGACAAGUGAACAAUAUCUCAUCAAACACUAACUGUCCACCAGCUAAACUGGAUUAAACAAUAAACGUAGCCUUUCAUAUUUCAAAAUGCUGGGUGAGAAAACGUUACGCUAUGUUUAUACGUCAACAUUUAACAUUAAAAGUACCACAGAUCACCAUUACUGAGGCCAAAGAUAGCGAUAAUAAUAGCAUUUCCAAUGUUUUUAAUGUCUCAUUUUGGAUUGAAAUCCUCAUUGUUUGGGUAAAUGUCCCUGUCUCUGUGUUAUCAUGAAUAUCUUAAGAAGUAGUGGGUCUUUUGGCCUAACUGUGUGAGCUAUGAAUGUAGACUGGGAAACCUCAUUCAUUCACACCCCACAAAAACUGACUUCAGCUGUUUGACAGUGAACUUUUCAAAGAGCCUUCAUGGCGUUCAUGGUGUACUCGAUUUGUACCUUGUUGAAAAGUUAUUAAAGAAAAGUAUACAAUGUGUUACUCCUG
Molecule: messenger RNA, 4946 nt
Organism: Scatophagus argus
Lineage: Eukaryota; Metazoa; Chordata; Actinopteri; Scatophagidae
Product: deubiquitinase DESI2
Exons: 5
Coding region: 596-1228 (210 amino acids)
Biological process (GO): protein deubiquitination
Molecular function (GO): deubiquitinase activity
Source: RefSeq, a predicted model, not a curated record